This is a messenger RNA of Vigna angularis (adzuki bean), 1924 nucleotides long. RefSeq names its product pentatricopeptide repeat-containing protein At2g17033. Bases 264 to 1640 code for a protein of 458 amino acids. NCBI's taxonomy places the organism in Eukaryota, Viridiplantae, Streptophyta, Magnoliopsida, Fabales, Fabaceae. The record is from RefSeq and is a predicted model, not a curated record. Gene Ontology annotation, molecular function: protein binding. The transcript has 2 exons.
AAGUAAUCGCUGAUAAAAAAAAACAAAUGGUUAUUGAAUAAUUUCACACAUUUAUUUAUCAUCUCCUAAUAAAUUAAUAAUUUUUGUAUUGUCAUUUCUGUUGAAAUUUUUAUUUGUUUAUUUUUACCCUGUGGCUGAUUUAGAAGAGAGGCAACAACAACAAAAAACUUAGGUGAGCUGAUAUUGGAGAUUGAAAAGAGAAAAAGAUAAAAAAUGGAUAAAAGAGUGAGUGUGUGAGGAAGAGGAAGUUAAGAUCUGGGAAGAUGAUGAAUGGCUUACAGAGUCCUCACCAAGGGCUGUCAUGGAGAUGGAAACAACGUGCUGUCCCAGUUACAACCAUUAAAAUGGAGACUACCACGCUAACCAAACAAGGACAACGAUUUCUGACCAAGUUAACCACCUCCUCCGCCGCCACCGACAACCUCAUCCGAAGAUUCGUCCAAGGUUCUCCCAAAUCUGUCGUUCUCACCACUCUCUCACACCUCCUCUCUCCCACCACCUCCUAUCCACAACUCUCAACCCUCGCGCUCCCCCUCUACGGAAGAGCCAGCCAAGCCCCGUGGUUCAUAUGGAACUCCACCACCGUGGCCGAACUCGCCGCGCUCCUCCACAAACUCGGCCACCGGGCCCAAUCCGAAGCCCUGAUUUCCGAGGCCAUUUGCAAGCUACAAUCUCGCAAACGCGAACUCGUUGUCUUCUACGGCAAACUCGCGGAAGCGUACUCCAAACGAAAAUCCGAAACCGGCUUCGACGUGGCUUACGGUUACCUCAACAACCUUCUGCGCACAUCCGAAUCGGUGCACGUGAAACGCAGGGCCUACGAGUACAUGGUGAGUGGGCUGUGUUCCAUGGACAGGCCCCGUGAGGCAGAGGAUUUAGUUAUUGGGCCUGCGGCUGGGCUUGGGCUUAAACCCUCGGGCUUUGAAUUGAAGUCAAUUGUGUACGGAUACGGCAGGGUGGGGUUGUUUGAGGAUAUGCGGAGAGUGGUGGAUGAAAUGGAGAAGAGAGGGUUUGUGGUUGACACGGUAUGUUGCAACAUGGUUGUUUCGGCUUACGGGGUUCACGGGGAGCACGUGGAAAUGGCGACGUGGCUUCGGAAAAUGAGGGAUUCAGGGGUUCCGUUUUCCGUCAGGACAUACAACUCCGUUACGAAUUGUUGCCCUAGGGUUUUGAGAAUGGUGGGGGGAUUGAGCGAAUUGGCGUUGUCGAUGGAAGAAUUGAAUGAGGGUUUGGACGGAGGGGAGGGAAUGGUGGUGAGGGAGUUGUUGGGGUGUAGUGGGAUUUUGGAGGAGGUGAUGGUGUGGGAGGCGUUGGAGAUGAAGCUGGAUCUACAUGGUUUUCACUUGGGUGGGGCUUAUUUGGUGGUUUUGGUUUGGUUGGAGGAGAUGUGGAAAAGGUUGAAUGGGUUGAAUUGUGGGGUUCCGGCGGAAGUUACGGUGGUUUGUGGGUUGGGAAAUCACAGCAGUGUUCGAGGGGAAUCGAAGUUGAGAGUGCUGGUGCAGAAGAUGAUGGUGAAAAUGGGAAGUCCGUUGAAGGUUGAUAGGAAGAACAAUGGGUGCUUUAUUGCAAAAGGAAAAGCGGUUCAAAAUUGGUUGUGUGAAAUGAGGAAGGCACCUCUGAGUGGGUCUGCUUCUCUGUGAAUGUUAGUAGUUUAGGGUUAUGUGAAGUAAAAUAGGAAACCCUAAAUGGUGGUCAUUUUAUAGUUUUUGUUAUUGAAGGAGGUUAACCUUUUUCAUUCAAGAACAAACUGAGACAGAUAAUGCAUGCACAUUGAAAUUUUAGUGAUAUUUUAGGAAGACAUGAUAAAGAGGUAAAUUUGUUUGGUGGGAUAGGUAAUGCAUAGCAUACCAUAACAUUCAGAGGAUGAGAAACAGCUCUACAUUGAUCCAUGGGGUCUUGCCCCUGAUUUUUUUUUCUUCAAAAA